CCCCUUCUGGUCUAGCGCAUGUUGCAGUCCAUUAUAACUUCUCAUCUGCAACAAGUCUAGAUAUUAAUGCAAUAUGGCUAAAAGCUGGAAUUACUACAAUCCAUCAUAACAGUCCAAAUUCAAUCCUGUUUUAUCAAUACAGUAUAUCUACAUCUAUGGGGCAAUGUAACUAUAAUGUUCUUUGAGACAGGGGUGGCAACACAAUGUUCCUAUAACUUGGCAAUGUGGAACAAUGUAGUUAUAAUGUUGCUCAAGACAGAUGUGAAAAGGCAAUGUUCCUAUACUAUAAUGUUGCUUGAGACAGGUGUGGCCAGGUAAUGUUCCUAUUACUUGGCGAUAUGGAACAAUGUAGUUAUAAUGCUGCUCGAGACAGAUGUGGAAAUGCAAUGUUCCUAUACUAUAAUGCUGCUCGAGACAGAGGUGGAAAGGCAAUGUUCCUAUACUAUAAUGCUGCUCGAGACAGAUGUGGAAAGGCAAUGUUCCUAUACUAUAAUGCUGCUCGAGACAGAUGUGGAAAGGCAAUGUUCCUAUACUAUAAUGCUGUUCGAGACAGAUGUGAAAAGGCAAUGUUCCUAAACUAUAAUGCUGCUCGAGACAGAUGUGGAAAGGCAAUGUUCCUAUACUAUAAGGUUGCUUGAGACAGGUGUGGCCAGGUAAUGUUCCUUUUACUUGGCGAUAUGGAACAAUGUUACUACAAUGUUGUUUGAGAUGUGACCUUUUUCUCAACAAUAUGGGACAGUGUUACUUCAGAGACAGGAAUAUGGUGAUACAGUGUUUUAUAACAGCAUGGGCCCGGUAGCAAGGGAUUCCAGG
Molecule: messenger RNA, 813 nt
Organism: Owenia fusiformis
Lineage: Eukaryota; Metazoa; Annelida; Polychaeta; Sabellida; Oweniidae
Source: the annotation of a GenBank genome assembly